AUGCAAUUUAUUGAGCCUAAUGAUCGUUCAUCGUUCAUUUCUGGUCACAGUGAUGGUUCAAUCAUUUUAUAUUCGUUUGAUCGACGAUUGCAAACAAAAAUUUUGACACAUACCUGUCCACCGUAUGCUUUAGUAUAUACAAAUAAUGGUAUUGUAAUUGGUGGAUGUGAUCAGCGUAUAGUAUCAUAUACAGAAAAUGGUGAAAUACUACAACAAUUUGAUUAUCGUAAUGAAACAGAUCAUGAAAAGGAAUUUACGGUCGCUGUUCGUGACACAUUUGGGCAAAGUGUUGUUUUUGGAAGUUUUGAUAGAAUACGACUUUAUUCAUGGAAUUCACGACGAGGUGCUUUAGAUGAAGGUAAACCAUUGGAGAUUCGUUAUUUAUAUACAAUUAGUGCAUUAACAUGGAGUCCAGAUGGUUCAACAAUUGCUUUGGGUACAUUAUGUGGUGCAGUGAUAACUAUAGAUUGCUGUCUUAAAAAUUCCAUUUUGAAAGGACGUUUCCAAACAAAAUAUAUUUCUCCAUCACAGGUUCUUAUCAAAGAUAUAACUAGUGAACAACGUGUUACAAUUCAUUCUUCUAAAGGAUUGCCUAUUAAUGAAAUUAAAAUAAUGGGACAUGAUCGAUUUGUGGUGGCUUAUACAACGAAUACCUUGAUGAUUGCUGAUAUGAGCACCAGUUAUUGCAGUGAAAUUGAAUGGCAAAGUGCUGGUAAUGAAAGAUUCUAUUUUGAUAACGAAAAUGUCUGCAUGAUAAUUAAUGCUGGAGAGGUAAGUUUGGUCGAGUAUGGAAAUAAUGCGGUAAUUGGAUGGAUUCGAACAGAACUCAUAUCACCGCAUCUUAUCUCAGUACGACUUAUAGAACAGAAAAUGAAUAAUAUUGGUACUAUAAAACGUGUUGCUUAUCUUCUCGACCUGAAUACUAUUUCAGUGGUUGAUUUAAUAACACAACGACAAAUUGCACAGUUUUCACAUCCAGUAUACAUAGAUUGGCUUGAGCUUAGUGAAAUGGCAACGAAAUUAUUAUUUCGUGACAAAAGAUCCCGAUUACUAUUAGCUGAUCUAAAAACUGAUCGAAAGAUAUCAUUAUUGGAUUAUUGUAGUUAUGUUCAAUGGGUACCAAACAGUGAUGUUAUUGUGGCACAAUCGAGUAAUCAACUUUGUAUUUGGUAUCAAGCUGAAAAUCCUGAUGAAAUGGUAAUGGUACCUAUAAAAGGUGAAAUUGAAACUGUUCUACGUGAUGAGUCUAGAACUGAAGUUAUCGUUGAGGAAGCAAACGAAAAAGUUGCUUACGAACUUGAUCAAACACUUAUCGAAUUUGCUUCUGCUAUUGAUCGGCUUGAUUUUGGUCGAGCAAUUGAUUUUCUGGAGAAACGAGAAGAAUAUGAUACAACAGUAUUAUGGCGUCAACUUGCUCAGGUUGCAUUAUCACAACAACAACUCUUGAUGGCACAACGAUGUUUCGCAGCAUUAGGUGAUAUAUCACGAGUGCAAAUGCUUGUCGAAACAAUUCGAAUUGCUGAUGAAAUAACCCGAAAUACUGGUGAUGAUGGAAAAAAUAAUUACAAAGUUCAAGCACGAUUAGCACUUAUGAAUAAAGAUUUUAGAGAAUUUGAAAGAAUUUAUCUUGAGCAGAAUGCGUUAGAUGAAGCUAUUGAAAUGUACCAACAAAUUGGCAAAUGGGAGGAAGCAUUUGAGUUAGCUCAAGCACGAAAUCAUCCAGACUUGGAAACUGUUAGAUCUCAAUACUAUCGUUAUCUGUUCGAUACAGGUCAAGAUGGAAAGGCUGCACAAGUAUCAGAAUGUGAGGGUGAUCUACUUGUUGCAAUCGAAUUGUAUUUGAAAGCAGGCUUAGUCAUUCAAGCAGCUCGUAUACUUUUACAAAAUCCAAAACUCCUUUGUAAAGAUGAUUUGAUACAAAAUGUUACUACCGCACUAAUACGAUCUGAUCUAUUCGAAAAAGCUGGUGAAUUGUUCGAAGCGACAAAAGACUUUGAACAAGCGCUGGAAAAUUAUCGAAAAGGAAAAGGUUACGCGAAGGCUAUUCAGUUAGCACGGGUGCAUUUUCCGGAAAGAGUUGUUUUCUUGGAGGAAGAAUGGGGCGAUAGUCUAAUUAUGGAAGCAAAUUACGAUGCAGCUAUAAAUCAUUUCCUUGAAAGUGGUCAAACAGCGAAAGCUCUUGAAGCAUCAAUUAAAGCAAAACAAUGGGGUAAAGCUGCGCAAAUUGUUGAUGUACUUGAAGAUAGUGAUCUGGCAAAACGAUACUAUGGUAAAAUCGCUGAUCAUCAUGCAAGUAUCGGUGAUCUUGAGCGAGCAGAAAUGUUGUACAUUGAAGCGAAAAUGCAUCGAGAAGCAAUCGAGAUGUAUAAUAAAGCUGCCCGAUGGACUGAUUCAUAUCGAUUAGCUGCAGAAUUUAUGGGAGAUGAGAGCGAUCGAAUGUAUGAAGAAUUGGCAGAAACAAUGGAGGACAAUGGUCGUUUAAUGGAUGCGGAGCAGCUGUAUAUCGCAAUUGGACAAGCCAAUAAAGCUAUUGCAAUGUAUAAGAAAACGGAUCGGAUUGAUGAUAUGAUGAGAUUGAUGGAAAAAUAUCAUGUUGACGAUAUUAAGGAUGCUCAUCUUCAAGUCGCAUCUGAUUUGGAGGAAAAAGGUGAUUUACGAUCAGCAGAGGAGCAUUAUUUACUUGCUGGUGAUUGGAAAGGCGCAGUUAAUAUGUAUCGUAAUGCCGAAAUGUGGAAUGAUGCGUAUAGAAUUGCAAAGCAAGAAGGUGGUGACACAGCACAAAAACAGAUUGCAUAUUUGUGGGCAAAAAGCUUAAAUAGUGAUGCCGCAGUGAAAUUAUUGCAAAAAUUCAAAUUAUUAGAUGAAUCGAUUAAUUUUGCAUGUGAAAAUGGUGCUUUCGACUUUGCAUUUGAUUUGUGCCGUUUGGAAGCAAAAGAUCGUCUGCCAUCAGUGCAUUUCAAAUUAGCGCAACAGCUAGAAGAGGAAGGUGAAUUUGAAAAGGCUGAAAUGCAUUAUAUAGAAGGUGGAAAGCCGAAAGAAGCCGUAUUGAUGUAUAUCCAUGAUCAAGAUUGGGAAAAUGCAGAACGUGUUGCAAAGCAAUAUAAUCCAGAAACAUUAUCUGAUGUAUACAUUCGACAAGCCCGAAUGGCAAUCGAGCAAAAAGAUUUUACAAGUGCUGAAAGUUGCUUACUUCGUGCCAAUCGUCCUGAAAUAAUUCUACGAUGUUAUAAGGAAUCGGGAAUGUGGCAAGAUGCUAUUCGUAUUGCUAAAGAUUAUAUGCCUGCAGAAUUGCAACACUUAGAAGAAGAAUUUGACGAAGUACAGCUAAAAUCUGGCGCAAAAGGUAUUUUAUCAUUUAUUGCUCAAGCACGAGAUUGGGAAGGUCAAGGCGAAUAUGUUCGAGCUAUUCAGUGCUAUCUAAAGGUAAAGGAUUCCGAGACAGCCGAUAUCGAUACAGUUGUAGAUGCUUUAAAAAGGGCUGGAGAAUUAGCAACAAAAUUUCUUUCGGACGAUGAAGCAUCUGCAGUAGUGGAUGAAAUUGCGGAAGUUUUCGUUCACUUGAAAAGGUUCAUCGAAGCAGCUGAAUUAUUUUUGGCUUCAAAUCAACCGGAUAAUGCUAUUAAAGCCUUUUUGCUUGCUGGACAGUGGGCGAAAGCUAAAAAAUUAGCUAUGGAAUUUGUUCCCGAUUUGGCGGAUUUCGUCGAUGAAAAGUACAGGGAAUCACUGAAACAACAAGGUCGAUUAGGAGAAUUAAUGGACGUUGAUGUAGUCAGUGCAAUUGAUGCAUUAUUGGAACGCGGUCAAUGGGAAAAAGCUCUUGAAACAGCUCGACAACAGAAACAUCAGCCUUUGUUGGACAAAUAUGUCGCAUUAUAUGCAACCGAAUUAAUCAAGGAAAAAAGAUAUGCUGAAGCAACUGCUGCAUUUGAAAAAUAUGGAGCAUCCUCAAAUCCAAACAAUUUCAACAUCUAUCGAAGACUUGUUGAAGAAGUUAUUAAUGUACGUAACAUGGAUAAUCCAAAUGUUUAUGGUAGAUGGGCAACAUUACGAAAUGUCCUUCAUAUGGUAUGCAAUAGUAUGAAUAUCAAGGAGAAGAUGAAAGAUUUGUUCAACAGGUAUUUGGAGAUUGCCCAUUACGGUGCAUUACGUUCAGCUAUUUUGGAAUAUGGUGGAACAGAAAUAGAACUUAUCGCAGCUCAAAUUACGAUAAGCUUUAUUCGCUAUAGCGAUAUCAUGCAAGCUGAUAAAGUCUUUUACGAAGCUGGAAUGGCAUGUAGAAAGUUGGGUAGCAAGAAAGAGCGAUUGGCAUUUAUACUUUUGAACCAUUAUCUCGAUUUAUGUGAAGCAAUUGAGGAUCAAGAUCCAUCGAUUGUUGAUGGUUCAAUUUUCGACGGAACUGAUAUACCGCAAGAAGUAUUGCUACCAGCAACAAAAUACACAUCUGAUGAUGAACAUGAGGAAGUAAAAGAAUGGGUGUUGGCUAUAUCAAUCCAACAAAGUAUAGAACGAAGUUUACCCUAUGAUAAUGAUGGUAACUUCGAAGUGAGCCUCAUUGAUGCGAACGGUACAUCUCACUCAGCAUGUCUCAUUUCAGGUUAUCCGAUACGUGGAAACAUUAAAGAAUUUGGAUCUUCUAGCAGAGCAGCCGAUCGUGAUAUGUGGAGCCGUUUCAUCAUGGCACAGAAGACGAAAUCAACUGAAAAUAUAGGUGACGUGUUACAAUUUAUAGCAAAAUGGACACAUACAACAGCAUCUCUAUCUUUGUAACCCUUCAUUCCUUAAUUGUACUUAUACAAAAUUUAUAAUCCCUG
Messenger RNA from Loa loa (African eye worm), 4811 nucleotides. Its product is annotated as intraflagellar transporter osm-1. The coding region runs from base 1 to 4767 and encodes 1588 amino acids. The transcript has 35 exons. Gene Ontology annotation, cellular component: axoneme; ciliary basal body; intraciliary transport particle B. Gene Ontology annotation, molecular function: protein binding. The record is from RefSeq and is a predicted model, not a curated record. NCBI's taxonomy places the organism in Eukaryota, Metazoa, Nematoda, Chromadorea, Rhabditida, Onchocercidae. Gene Ontology annotation, biological process: intraciliary transport.